Molecule: messenger RNA, 2472 nt
Organism: Parnassius apollo (apollo)
Lineage: Eukaryota; Metazoa; Arthropoda; Insecta; Lepidoptera; Papilionidae
Source: the annotation of a GenBank genome assembly
AUGGAAUUGCAGUCGGAAAUACCGAAUCAAUCCAGGCAAUUUAACGAUGACAAGCCCGCCGGAAUAACGAAUUUUGCAGCUGCUCUCCGAGUGCGAUCCAGCGCAGGCCUAUUGGCGUCUCAGUUGACCUGUCAGAAUUCGUCUACAGCAGCAAAUGCGACCCCAUCUCAUCUUCCUGCGCCAUCUUCCCCACCGAGAGUGGCCUCCGCACCACCAGCCCCUAUUGUUCAACCACCUCCGGAUCCCGUGCCUCAACCCGCCCAAGAAGAUGGCGUUAGAUUGCGUCGGGCACAUACUGUGGCCGUUCGUGAUUAUAUAAAGCGGGAGACUCAGACAUUUUUUGGAGUGCAGAAAGAUAAUGAGAGGGAACAAAGGAGACUGUGGUAUGAGAGGAGAAAACGACAUGCAGCGAGGGCUCAUGGCGACCUCAGACUCGACUUGCCACCGGAUCACCAUCCCGACGAUGAUGAUAUUAGUAUGUAUGGAGCGUCGGGUGCGGCACCGAGAGAGGCACGGGGGCGUGCACGGGAGCGGCCCGACGUACUGCCGGCGCCGGCGUCGCUUGAAGAGCCAGCGCCGUCUCCAUUUCCACCCCCAGGGAAAGACAGCGUUGCAAGACUUACUCUGACUGGACUCUCUUAUGUUGUUACGGCGGUCACACGUCGUUCCCGUCAAUCUUCUUCAAUGCAGUGGUCACGAUCGUUCCGCGGCAGCGCGAUCAGUCCGCACGAUGAUGCAGACGUAGACGACGUAUUCUUUGCUCCUCCAUCGAUGACGUCACCAUUAAAUCAGCAGCACCAUGAUGAUGGGGAUGUCGCUGAUGGGCCAAAAGGCGCUCGUUCGCCGAUCGUUUCGGGCGGUGUGGAGUACAGGAGGCCACAGAGGAGUGUUUCCUGGGGUGCGGGGGGCGCGCGCAUUCACACACCCAUGCUCGAGCCGUUGGCUGACAACUCGAACAGAAGGCAAUUUGGAAUGGGCAUUGUCGGCAGAUUCUUCCGCCGGUCACUGCGUAAAUCGAUAACCCGUCAAGAGGAAGUGGCACAGCAGUUGGAUGAGCUGGCAGAUUACCGACCGUAUUUUACAUGGUGGGUGAGCACCGUGCAGACACUGGUACUGCUGCUUUCGUUGCUCUGCUACGGCUUUGGACCCGUUGGCUUCGGUAGACAUAUCCAUUCCGGCCAGGUGAUGGUCAAAAGUCUCAGCUUGCAACAGGUGGAGUGGGAGGAACCUGCUUCAUUCUGGCUUGGACCGAGGGCAGCAGAUCUUAUACAUUUAGGGGCUAAGUUUGCGCCUUGUAUGAGGCGAGACGCGAGGAUAGCGCGUGCUAUAGCGGCAUCAGCAAGACGAGAACGGGAUACUGCGUGUUGCAUACGAAACGACGAUUCAGGCUGUGUGCAAUCAUCUAAAGCUGAUUGCUCGAUAAGAGGAUUAGUGUCAAAGGACACAAUAUCAACGUGGAAGAAGUGGUCAUCAGGUGAAUCUGGACCCGGAGGUCGAAUAUCGGGGUCUGUUUGUGGUUUAGAUCCAAAAUUUUGUGAAGCACCACGUUCAAUAGCACCACACGAGUGGCCAGACGAUAUUACAAAAUGGCCGAUUUGUCGCAAGUCCGUGGUAGAUGGGACGACACCAGUAGGACGAGCGGGUCAUGCAGCCGAGCACAUGGCUUGCGAAGUCAUCGCUCAUCCUUGCUGCAUCGGAGUCCAUGGACAAUGCGUCAUCACCACAAGUGAACAUUGCGACUUCGUCAAAGGCUAUUUCCAUGAAGAAGCUUCCUUGUGUUCACAGGUUUCGUGCCUUGACGACGUGUGUGGAAUGUUACCAUUUAUGAGGAGACGGCGCCCAGACCAGCUGUAUCGUGCAUGGACUUCAUUGUUUGUGCACGCUGGCUUGUUGCAUCUAGCUGCUACACUUGCCAUCCAAUGGCUCUUUAUGAGAGAUCUGGAGAAAAUGGCUGGACCUAUGAGAAUAGCUGUAGUGUACUUAGGUAGCGGUGUCGCUGGAAAUAUGGCCUCGGCUAUAUUUGAGCCGUAUCGAGCAGAGGUGGGUCCAGCAGGGUCGCACUUUGGACUCCUUGCGUGUUUAAUAGUGGAAGUGAUAGGAGCAUGGCCGCUGCUAAAGCAUCCAAGACGUGCUCUGAUGAAGCUAAUCGGACUUGCAUUUGCACUCUUUCUCCUCGGCUUGUUACCAUGGAUAGACAAUUUCGCGCACUUGUUCGGUUUCGUUUUCGGGUUCCUCCUGUCGUACGCAUUGCUACCGUUUAUUACAUUUGGUCCGUACGACAGACGGAGGAAGAUCAUUUUGGUUUGGGUGUGUCUAAUAUCUGCAGCGGGUAUGCUGUGCUCGUUGAUCGCUCUGUUUUACGCAGCGCCGGCGUACGAAUGUUCAGUGUGUGCUUAUUUUACGUGCUUGCCGUUCGCCCCGGACAUGUGUGCUUCACAAGACGUACGCGUGCGGCAACUGGACGGCGUAUGA